Molecule: messenger RNA, 9708 nt
Organism: Closterium sp. Naga37s-1
Lineage: Eukaryota; Viridiplantae; Streptophyta; Zygnematophyceae; Desmidiales; Closteriaceae
Source: the annotation of a GenBank genome assembly
AUGGGUCGGGCGGGCAGCAUGGGUUGGCGGGCAGCAUGGGUUGGGUGGGCAGCAUGGGUUGGGCGGGUAGCAUGGGUUGGGCGGGCAGCAUGGGUUUGGCGGGCAGCAUGGGUUGGGCGUGGCAGCAUGGGUCGGGCGGGCAGCAUGGGUUGGGCGGGCAGCAUGGGUUGGGCGGGCAGCCAUGGGUCGGGCGGGCAGCAUGGGUUGGGCGGGCAGCAUGGGUCGGGCGGGCAGCAGGUUGGGCGGACAGCAUGGGUUGGGCGGGCAGCAUGGGUUGCGGGCAGCAUGGGUCGGGCGGGCAGUAAUGGGUUGGCGGGCAGCAUGGGUCGGGCGAGUGCAGCAUGGGUCGGGCGGGCAGCAUGGGUUGGGCGGGCAGCAUGGGUCGGGCGGGCAGCAUGGGUUGGGCGGCAGCAUGGGUUGGCGGGCAGCAUGGAUUGGGCGGGCAGCAUGGGUUGGGCGGGCAGCAUGGGUUGGGCGGGCAGCAUGGGUUGGGCGGGCAGCAUGGGUUGGGCGGGCAGCAUGGGUUGGGCGGGCAGCAUGGGUUUGGGCGGGCAGCAUGGGUUGGGCGGCCGCAGCAUGGGUUGGGCGGGCAGCGAUGGGUUUGGUCGGGCAGCAGGGUUGGGCGGGCAGCAUGGGUUGGCGGGGCAGCAUGGGUUGGGCGGGCAGCAUGGGUUGGGCGGGCAGCAUGGGUUGGGCGGGCAGCAUGGGUUGGGCGGGCAGCAUGGGUCGGGCGGGCAGCAUGGGUUGGGCGGGCAGCAUGGGUUGGGCGGGCAGCAUGGGUUGGGCGGGCAGCAUGGGUUGGGCGGGCAGCAUGGGUCGGGCGGGCAGCAUGGGUCGGGCGGGCAGCAUGGGUUGGGCGGGCAGCAUGGGUCGGGCGGGCAGCAUGGGUUGGGCGGGCAGCAUGGAUUGGGCGGGCAGCAUGGGUUGGGCGGGCAGCAUGGGUUGGGCGGGCAGCAUGGGUUGGGCGGGCAGCAUGGGUUGGGCGGGCAGCAUGGGUUGGGCGGGCAGCAGCAUGGGUUGGCGGGCAGCAUGGGUUGGGCGGGCAGCAUUUGGGCGGGCAGCAUGGGUUGGGCGGGCAGCAUGGGUUGGGCGGGUAGCAUGGGUUGGGCGGGCAGCAUGGGUUGGGCGGGCAGCAUGGGUCGGGCGGGCAGCAUGGUUGGCAUGGGUUGGGCGGGCAGCAUGGGUUGGGCGGGCAGCAUGGGUCGGGCGGGCAGCAUGGGUCGGGCGGGCAGCAUGGGUUGGGCGGGCAGCAUGGGUCGGGCGGGCAGCAUGGGUUGGGCGGGCAGCAUGGAUUGGGCGGGCAGCAUGGGUUGGGCGGGCAGCAUGGGUUGGGCGGGCAGCAUGGGUUGGGCGGGCAGCAUGGGUUGGGCGGGCAGCAUGGGUUGGGCGGGCAGCAUGGGUUGGGCGGGCAGCAUGGGUUGGGCGGGCAGCAUGGGUUGGGCGGGCAGCAUGGGUUGGGCGGGCAGCAUGGGUUGGGCGGGCAGCAUGGGUCGGGCGGGCAGCAUGGGUUGGGCGGGCAGCAUGGGUUGGGCGGGCAGCAUGGGUCGGGCGGGCAGCAUGAGUCGGGCGGGCAGCAUGGGUCGGGCGGGCAGCAUGGGUUGGGCGGGCAGCAUGGGUUGGGUGGGCAGCAUGGGUUGGGCGGGUAGCAUGGGUUGGGCGGGCAGCAUGGGUUGGGCGGGCAGCAUGGGUUGGGCGGGCAGCAUGGGUCGGGCGGGCAGCAUGGGUUGGGCGGGCAGCAUGGGUGGGGCGGGCAGCAUGGGUCGGGCGGGCAGCAUGGGUUGGGCGGGCAGCAUGGGUCGGGCGGGCAGCAUGGGUUGGGCGGGCAGCAUGGGUUGGGCGGGCAGCAUGGGUGGGCGGGCAGCAUGGGUCGGGCGGGCAGUAUGGGUUGGGCGGGCAGCAUGGGUCGGGCGGGCAGCAUGGGUCGGGCGGGCAGCAUGGGUUGGGCGGGCAGCAUGGGUCGGGCGGGCAGCAUGGGUUGGGCGGGCAGCAUGGGUUGGGCGGGCAGCAUGGAUUGGGCGGGCAGCAUGGGUUGGGCGGGCAGCAUGGGUUGGGCGGGCAGCAUGGGUUGGGCGGGCAGCAUGGGUUGGGCGGGCAGCAUGGGUUGGGCGGGCAGCAUGGGUUGGGCGGGCAGCAUGGGUUGGGCGGGCAGCAUGGGUUGGGCGGGCAGCAUGGGUUGGGCGGGCAGCAUGGGUUGGGCGGGCAGCAUGGGUUGGGCGGGCAGCAUGGGUUGGGCGGGCAGCAUGGGUUGGGCGGGCAGCAUGGGUUGGGCGGGCAGCAUGGGUUGGGCGGGCAGCAUGGGUCGGGCGGGCAGCAUGGGUUGGGCGGGCAGCAUGGGUUGGGCGGGCAGCAUGGGUCGGGGGCGGGCAGCAUGGGUUGGGCGGGCAGCAUGGGUCGGGCGGGCAGCAUGGGUUGGGCGGGCAGCAUGGGUUGGGCGGGCAGCAUGGGUUGGGCGGGCAGCAUGGGUUGGGCGGGCAGCAUGGGUUGGGCGGGCAGCAUGGGUGGGUCGGGCGGGCAGCAUGGGUCGGGCGCGGGCAGCAUGGGUUGGGCGGGCAGCAUGGGUCGGGCGGGCAGCAUGGGUUGGGCGGGCAGCAUGGGUUGGGCGGGCAGCAUGGAUUGGGCGGGCAGCAUGGGUUGGGCGGGCAGCAUGGGUUGGGCGGGCAGCAUGGGUUGGGCGGGCAGCAUGGGUUGGGCGGGCAGCAUGGGUCGGGCGGGCAGCAUGGGUUGGGCGGGCAGCAUGGGUUGGGCGGGCAGCAUGGGUUGGGCGGGCAGCAUGGGUUGGGCGGGCAGCAUGGGUUGGGGCGGCAGCAUGGGUUGGGCGGGCAGCAUGGGUUGGGCGGGCAGCAUGGGUCGGGCGGGCAGCAUGGGUUGGGCGGGCAGCAUGGGUUGGGCGGGCAGCAUGGGUUGGGCGGGCAGCAUGGGUUGGGCGGGCAGCAUGGGUUGGGCGGGCAGCAUGGGUCGGGCGGGCAGCAUGGGUUGGGCGGGCAGCAUGGGUUGGGCGGGCAGCAUGGGUCGGGCGGGCAGCAUGGGUUGGGCGGGCAGCAUGGAUUGGGCGGGCAGCAUGGGUUGGGCGGGCAGCAUGGGUUGGGCGGGCAGCAUGGGUUGGGCGGGCAGCAUGGGUCGGGCGGGCAGCAUGGGUUGGGCGGGCAGCAUGGGUCGGGCGGGCAGCAUGGGUUGGGCGGGCACAGCAUGGAUUGGGCGGGCAGCAUGGGUCGGGCGGGCAGCAUGGGUCGGGCGGGCAGCAUGGGUCGGGCGGGCAGCAUGGGUUGGGCGGGCAGCAUGGGUUGGGCGGGCAGCAUGGGUUGGGCGGGGCAGCAUGGGUUGGGCGGGCAGCAUGGGUCGGGCGGGCAGCAUGGGUUGGGUGGGCGGGCAGCAUGGGUUGGGCGGGCAGCAUGGGUUGGGCGGGCAGCAUGGGUUGGGCGGGCAGCAUGGGUUGGGCGGGCAGCAUGGGUUGGGCGGGUAGCAUGGGUUGGGCGGGCAGCAUGGGUUGGGCGGGCAGCAUGGGUCGGGCGGGCAGCAUGGGUUGGGCGGGCAGCAUGGGUUGGGCGGGCAGCAUGGUUUGGGCGGGCAGCAUGGGUUGGGCGGGCAGCAUGGGUUGGGCGGGCAGCAUGGGUUGGGCGGGCAGCAUGGGUCGGGCGGGCAGCAUGGGUCGGGCGGGCAGCAUGGGUUGGGCGGGCAGCAUGGGUCGGGCGGGCAGCAUGGGUUGGGCGGGCAGCAUGGAUUGGGCGGGCAGCAUGGGUUGGGCGGGCAGCAUGGGUUGGGCGGGCAGCAUGGGUUGGGCGGGCAGCAUGGGUUGGGCGGGCAGCAUGGGUUGGGCGGGCAGCAUGGGUUGGGCGGGCAGCAUGGGUUGGGCGGGCAGCAUGGGUUGGGCGGGCAGCAUGGGUUGGGCGGGCAGCAUGGGUUGGGCGGGCAGCAUGGGUCGGGCGGGCAGCAUGGGUUGGGCGGGCAGCAUGGGUUGGGGCGGGCAGCAUGGGUCGGGCGGGCAGCAUGAGUCGGGCGGGCAGCAUGGGUCGGGCGGGCAGCAUGGGUUGGGCGGGCAGCAUGGGUUGGGUGGGCAGCAUGGGUUGGGCGGGUAGCAUGGGUUGGGCGGGCAGCAUGGGUUGGGCGGGCAGCAUGGGUUGGGCGGGCAGCAUGGGUCGGGCGGGCAGCAUGGGUUGGGCGGGCAGCAUGGGUUGGGCGGGCAGCAUGGGUCGGGCGGGCAGCAUGGGUUGGGCGGGCAGCAUGGGUCGGGCGGGCAGCAUGGGUUGGGCGGGCAGCAUGGCAUGGGUCGGGCGGGCAGCAUGGGUCGGGGCGGGCGGGCAGCAUGGGUUGGGCGGGCAGCAUGGGUCGGGCGGGCAGCAUGGGUUGGGCGGGCAGCAUGGGUUGGGCGGGCAGCAUGGAUUGGGCGGGCAGCAUGGGUUGGGCGGGCAGCAUGGGUUGGGCGGGCAGCAUGGGUUGGGCGGGCAGCAUGGGUUGGGCGGGCAGCAUGGGUUGGGCGGGCAGCAUGGGUUGGGCGGGCAGCAUGGGUUGGGCGGGCAGCAUGGGUUGGGUGGGCAGCAUGGGUUGGGCGGGCAGCAUGGGUUGGGCGGGCAGCAUGGGUUGGGCGGGCAGCAUGGGUUGGGCGGGCAGCAUGGGUUGGGCGGGCAGCAUGGGUUGGGCGGGCAGCAUGGGUGGGCGGGCAGCAUGGGUUGGGCGGGCAGCAUGGGUUGGCGGGCAGCAUGGGUCGGGCGGGCAGCAUGGGUUGGGCGGGCAGCAUGGGUUGAGGCGGGCAGCAUGGGUUCGGGCGGGCAGCAUGGGUUGGGGCGGGCAGCAUGGUUGGGCGGGCAGCAUGGGGUUGGGCGGGCAGCAUGGGGUUGGGGGCGGGCAGCAUGGGUCGGGCGGGCAGGCAUGGGUUGGGCGGCAGCAGUUGGGUUGGGCGGGCAGCAUGGGUCGGGCGGGCAGCAUGGGUCGGGCGGCAGCAUGGGUUGGGGCGGGCAGCAUGGGUCGGCGGGCAGCAUGGGUUGGCGGGCAGCAUGGUUGGGCGGCAGCAUGGAUUGGGCGGGCAGCAUGGGUUGGGCGGCACAUGGGUUGGGGGUCGGGCAGCAUGGUUAUGGCGGGCACAUGGGUUGGGCGGGCAGCAUGGGUCGGGCGGGCAGCAUGGGUUGGGCGGGCAGCAUGGGUUGGGCGGGCAGCAUGGGUUGGGCGGGCAGCAUGGGUUGGGCGGGCAGCAUGGGUUGGGCGGGCAGCAUGGGUUGGGCGGGCAGCAUGGGUUGGGCGGGCAGCAUGGGUCGGGCGGGCAGCAUGGGUUGGGCGGGCAGCAUGGGUUGGGCGGGCAGCAUGGGUUGGGCGGGCAGCAUGGGUUGGGCGGGCAGCAUGGGUUGGGCGGGCAGCAUGGGUCGGGCGGGCAGCAUGGGUUGGGCGGGCAGCAUGGGUUGGGCGGGCAGCAUGGGUCGGGCGGGCAGCAUGGGUUGGGCGGGCAGCAUGGAUUGGGCGGGCAGCAUGGGUUGGGCGGGCAGCAUGGGUCGGGCGGGCAGCAUGAGUCGGGCGGGCAGCAUGGGUCGGGCGGGCAGCAUGGGUUGGGCGGGCAGCAUGGGUUGGGUGGGCAGCAUGGGUUGGGCGGGUAGCAUGGGUUGGGCGGGCAGCAUGGGUUGGGCGGGCAGCAUGGGUUGGGCGGGCAGCAUGGGUCGGGGGCGGGGGCAGCAUGGGUUGGGCGGGCAGCAUGGGUUGGGCGGAGCAGCAUGGGGUUGGGCGGGCAGCAUGGGUUGGGCGGGGCAGCAUGGGUUGGGGCGGGCAGCAUGGGUCGGGCGGGCAGCAUGGGUUGGGCGGGCAGCAUGGGUUGGGCGGGCAGACAUGGGUCGGCGGGCAGCAUGGUUGGGCGGGCAGCAUGGAUUGGGCGGGCAGCAUGGGUUGGGCGGGCAGCAAUGGGUUGGGCGGGCAGCAUGGGUUGGGGCGGGCAGCAUGGGUCGGGCGGGCAGCAUGGGUUGGGCGGGCAGCAUGGGUCGGGCGGGCAGCAUGGGUUGGGGCGGGCACAUGGGUUGGGGGCGGGCAGGCAAAUGGGUUGGGGCGGGCAGCUAUGGGUUGGGCAGGCAGCAUGGGUCGGGGCGGGCAGCAUGGGUUGGGCGGGCAGCAUGGGUUGGGCGGGCAGCAUGGGUUCGGGGCGGGCAGCAUGGGUUGGGCGGGCAGCAUGGGUCGGGCGGGCAGCAUGGGUUGGGCGGGCAGCAUGGGUUGGGCGGGCAGCAUGGGUUGGGCGGGCAGCAUGGGUUGGGCGGGCAGCAUGGGUUGGGCGGGCAGCAUGGGUCGGGCGGGCAGCAUGGGUCGGGCGGGCAGCAUGGGUUGGGCGGGCAGCAUGGGUCGGGCGGGCAGCAUGGGUUGGGCGGGCAGCAUGGGUUGGGCGGGCAGCAUGGAUUGGGCGGGCAGCAUGGGUUGGGCGGGCAGCAUGGGUUGGGCGGGCAGCAUGGGUUGGGCGGGCAGCAUGGGUUGGGCGGGCAGCAUGGGUCGGGCGGGCAGCAUGGGUUGGGCGGGCAGCAUGGGUUGGGCGGGCAGCAUGGGUUGGGCGGGCAGCAUGGGUUGGGCGGGCAGCAUGGGUUGGGCGGGCAGCAUGGGUUGGGCGGGAGGGCAGCAUGGGUUGGGCGGGCAGCAUGGUCGGGCGGGCAGCAUGGGUUGGGCGGGCAGCAUGGGUUGGGCGGCAGCAUGGGUUGGGCGGGCAGCAUGGGUUGGGCGGGCAGCAUGGGUUGGGCGGGCAGCAUGGGUCGGGCGGGCAGCAUGGGUUGGGCGGGCAGCAUGGGUUGGGCGGGCAGCAUGGGUCGGGCGGGCAGCAUGGGUUGGGCGGGCAGCAUGGUUGGGCGGGCAGCAUGGGUUGGGCGGGCAGCAUGGGUUGGGCGGGCAGCAUGGGUUGGGCGGGCAGCAUGGGUCGGGCGGGCAGCAUGGUUGGGCGGGCAGCAUGGGUCGGGCGGGCAGCAUGGGUUGGGCGGGCAGCAUGGAUUGGGCGGCAGCAUGGGUCGGGCGGGCAGCAUGGGUCGGGCGGGCAGCAUGGGUCGGGCGGGCAGCAUGGGUUGGGCGGGCAGCAUGGGUUGGGCGGGCAGCAUGGGUUGGGCUGCAGCAUGGGUUGGGCGGGCAGCAUGGGUUGGGCGGGCAGCAUGGGUCGGGCGGGCAGCAUGGGUUGGGCGGGCAGCAUGGGUUGGGCGGGCAGCAUGGGUCGGGCGGGCAGCAUGGGUUGGGCGGGCAGCAUGGGUUGGGCGGGCAGCAUGGGUUGGGCGGGCAGCAUGGGUUGGGCGGGCAGCAUGGGUUGGGCGGGCAGCAUGGGUUGGGCGAGCAGCAUGGGUCGGGCGGGCAGCAUGGGUUGGGCGGGCAGCAUGGGUUGGGCGGGCAGCAUGGGUCGGGCGGGCAGCAUGGGUUGGGCGGCAGCAUGGAUUGGGCGGGCAGCAUGGGUUGGGGGCGGGCAGCAUGGGUUGGGCGGGCAGCAUGGGUUGGGCGGGCAGCAUGGGUCGGGCGGGCAGCAUGGGUUGGGCGGGCAGCAUGGAUUGGGCGGGCAGCAUGGGUUGGGAGGGCAGCAUGGGUUGGGGGCGGGCAGCAUGGGUUGGGCGGGCAGCAUGGGUCGGGCGGCAGCAUGGGUUGGGCGGGCAGCAUGGGUCGGGCGGGCAGCAUGGGUUGGGCGGGCAGCAUGGGUUGGGCGGGCAGCAUGGGUUGGGCGGGCAGCAUGGGUUGGGCGGGCAGUAUGGGUUGGGCGGGCAGCAUGGGUCGGGCGGGCAGCAUGGGUCCGGGCGGGCAGCAUGGGUUGGGCGGGCAGCAUGGGUCGGGCGGGCAGCAUGGGUUGGGCGGGCAGCAUGGGUUGGGCAGGGCAGCAUGGAUUGGGCGGGCAGCAUGGGUGGGGCGGGCAGCAUGGGUUGGGCGGGCAGCAUGGGUUGGGCGGGCAGCAUGGGUUGGGCGGGCAGCAUGGGUUGGGCGGGCAGCAUGGGGUUGGGCGGGCAGCAUGGGUUGGGCGGGCAGCAUGGGUCGGGCGGGCAGCAUGGGUGGCGGCAGCAUGGGUCGGGCGGGCAGCAUGGGUUCGGGCGGGCAGCAUGGGUUGGGCGGGCAGCAUGGGUCGGGCGGGCAGCAUGGGUUGGGCGGGCAGCAUGGGUUGGGCGGGCAGCAUGGGAUUGGGCGGGCAGCAUGGGUUGGGCGGGCAGCAUGGGUUGGGCGGGCAGCAUGGGUUGGGCGGGCAGCAUGGGUUGGGGCGGGCAGCAUGGGUCGGGCGGGCAGCAUGGGUCGGGCGGGGCAGCAUGGGUUGGCGGGCAGCAUGGGUCUGGGCGGGCAGCAUGGGUUGGGCGGGCAGCUGGGGGUUGGGCGGGCAGCAUGGGUUGGGUUGGGCGGGCAGCAUGGGUUGGGCGGGCGCUGGGUUGGGGCCAGCAUGGUUGGGCGGGCAGCAUGGGUCGGGCGGACAGCAUGGGUCGGGGCGGGCAGCAUGGGUUGGGCGGGCAGCAUGGGUCGGGCGGGCAGCAUGGGUUGGGCGGGCAGCAUGGGUUGGCCGGGCAGCAUGGGAUUGGGCGGGCAGCAUGGGUUGGGCGGGCAGCAUGGGUUGGGCGGGCAGCAUGGGUUUGGGCGGGCAGCAUGGGUUGGGCGGGCAGCAUGGGUUGGGCGGGCAGCAUGGGUUGGGCGGGCAGCAUGGUUGGGCGGGCAGCAUGGGUCGGGCGGGCAGCAUGGUUGGGGCGGGGCAGCAUGGGUUGGGCGGGCAGCAUGGGUUGGGCGGGCAGCAUGGGUUGGGCGGGCCAGCAUGGGUUGGGCGGGCAGCAUGGGUUGGGGCGGGCAUGGGCGGGGCGGGCAGCAUGGUUCGGGCGGGCAGCAGGGGUUGGGGGGCAGCAUGGGUUGGGCGGGCAGCAUGGGUCGGGCGGGCAGCAUGGGUUUGGGCGGGCAGCAUGGGAUUGGGGCGGCAGCAUGGUUGGGCGGGGCAGCAUGGGUUUGGCGGGCAGCAUGGGUUGGGCGGGCAGCAUGGGUCGGGCGGGCAGCAUGGGUUGGGCGGGCAGCAUGGGGCGGGCGGGCAGCAUGGGUUGGGCGGGCAGCAUGGAUUGGGCGGGCAGCAUGGGUCGGGGCGGCAGCAUGGGUCGGGGCGGGCAGCAGGGGUCGGGCGGGCAGCAUGGGUUGGGCGGGCAGCAUGGGUUGGGGCGGGCAGCAUGGGGUUGGGCGGGCAGCAGGGGUUGGGCGGGCAGCAUGGGUUGGGCGGGCAGCAUGGGUCGGGAGGCGGCAGCAUGGGUUGGGCGGGCAGCAUGGGUUGGGCGGGCAGCAUGGGUCAGGCGGGCAGCAUGGGUUGGGCGGGCAGCAUGGGUUUGGGCGGGCAGCAUGGGUUGGGCGGGCAGCAUGGGUUGGGCGGGCAGCAUGGGUUGGGCGGGCAGCAUGGGUUGGGCGAGCAGCAUGGGUCGGGCGGGCAGCAUGGGUUGGGCGGGCAGCAUGGGUCGGGCGGGCAGCAUGGGUUGGGCGGCAGCAUGGGUUGGGGCGGGCAGCAUGGGUUUGGGCGGGCAGCAUGGGUUGGGCGGCAGCAUGGGUCGGGCGGGCAGCAUGGGUUGGGCGGGGCAGCAUGGGUUUGGGCGGGCAGCAUGGGGUCGGGCGGGGCAGCAUGGGUUGGGCGGGGCAGCAUGGAUUGGGCGGGCAGCAUGGGUUUGGGCGGGGCAGCAUGGGUCGGGCGGCAGCAUGAGUCGGCGGGCAGCAUGGGUCGGGCGGCAGACACUGGGUUGGGCGGGCAGCAUGGGUUGGGUGGGCGAGCCAUGGGUUGGGGGCGGGUAG